GAAUCCUCCACUUUUCUGGACCAAAUUCAGUUUCCUCUGCCUCUUUUCAUAUCGGUGGUGGCUUUUUCCCUGACUUGUCUGGGGGCGGGGGCAAGGAGAAAGGCCAGAGAAUGUCGUCCCAGGCAGUGGGGAACCAGACCUCUUCUCAAGCCACGGAUGACUACUCCUAUGGCAACUGGUACAUCGACGAGCCCCAGGGUGGCCAGGAGCUCCAGCCAGAGGGGAGUGCUCAGGCGAGACCAGGGGCAGGGGGCAACCACAGCGCGGUCAAGUGCGGCCAGAGGACUUGCCAGCCCCUAUCUUUGUUGAGUCUGGGCACCCCGGCAGAGGGGCCGGGGCUCCCUGGGCCCCACAGGCCGCCGAGGACUCCUCGCCUGUGUGGGCCCCAGAGCCCUGUUCUCCCCUUCCUGUUCCUGGCCCUGGCCCCAACCCCCACCCCCCCUCCUCUGUCUGAGGGCUUACAGUACUGGAAAGGUGAGGCUGGGGGGGUGGGGUGCGGAGCCAGAUGUAUACACAUCUGCUCUCCAUCAACAGUGGAAACUGGAGAAGGAGACAUGCCUGUGUGCCUCCCCAGGGGCUGGGGCUGCGGCUGGGCCAGGCUUGGGUCACCCAGCAGGGACAGGGGCCCCACCCAGGCCUGGGGGAGGCUGCUGUUGUUUGGAGCACUCAGGAUGCUGGCCACCUGGUCAGCAGUUCCGCGGUCAGCAAGGGGUUUCCCACCCCCUUCCCGAGCUGAUCUGGACAGUCUGUGGGCUCCCCUCGUCCCUGCUGCAUAUUUUGGGGGCGGGAGAAGUAGCAGAACGGGGAGGGGCCCAGGAACCCAUGAGGGCACAGAUCCUGACUUGGGUUAAGACCUUAAUCUGCAGCUGAGUCCUUGGGAGCCUCAGGGCCCCGGGGGGAUUGGUUGGGGCCGGGCUCUUCAGAUAUGGCUCAGAAUGAAGUUGGGUACAUAGCAGGGCCUGCGUGAUGGGGAGCACUGCCUGUCAUGUGCGUGGCAUCUGGGAUUUGCAGCUCCCUCCUCCCGCCCCAGGGAAGAAUGAGGAGGUUUGCUUGAGUCGACUUACUUGGCCAAUCCAAGUCUAGUUGCUUGUCCCCCAAACCCCACCCCCGAAGGUGGAAGCUCAGGGGAAUCCCAAGGAGAUGAACUUGGGCUCACUUCUCCUUGAGUGAGUCAGACACCCCAGGGAGAUGGUGCACAAAGCUUUGAGGAGUUCCUGAUGGUAGUCCCCCUUGGCACGUCAGUGUGCCCCAACAGGCUGGGGUUGAGGCUGGUGGGCACUGGUGACAGUGGCUGGCUGGACUGUCUCCUGGUCACACUUAGCCAGGGGCCCUUAUGGUAGAAAAGCUUGGGGGUGGGCAGUGAGUCUGAUGGGGUGAGCUGUGUCAUCUGGGGUCUUCUGUGGGCAUAGGACUGCUCCAAGUAAGCCGAGCUGACCCUUUCCUACCCCCCGGAGCCCCUCUGAACAGGUCGUGUGCCCAGCCCGACAUCUGCCCAUGUGUUAUCCCCUCCUCACCAAUACUGACCUUCUCAGCCAGAGCCUGGGGACACAGAUGCCUGUGGCAGCCGUCCAGGAUGACACUCGCCUCCCCCGCCCCCUCACUUCAAAGGGGGAAUUGGAGGCUUCCCUCCUGGCCUGCCUCCCAGCAAGAGGCCAACACCAGGCCCUUCUGCUGUGGCGGUGGGGGGAGGGUAUCAGGCCCCCCCACAUCAGACAGCCAGCCUUUCCCUCCCAACCCAGAGAGAUGUGCUUGCCUUUCCCUCUGAGUGGGGCCCUUUGUAGGCUCAGAGCCUAACGUCUAGGAACAGCGGUCUUGCCCCUCUGCUUCAGUGUCCUCACCACUGCUGUCUGACCUGAGUGUCUGAGACCGAGCCCGGGCUUCCUUGGCUACAUGUGAUUCUGGUCCUCACCUCUCAUCUUGGAAUAAGGCCUAGAACUCAGCGGUCAUUCUGGAAACUCCCCUUCCUUCUACUAUCCUGUCUCCAGGCAUGUACAUUCUUCCUCCUACACACCUCUGAGACGCACCCUGCCAUCCCCCUUCCCCAGCCACGGCUUGUGCUCAACUGCUUGAAAAUGCCGAUUCUCAAAGACUUUUGAUGUACGGAAAUGACCAUUUCAUACGGUUCAACUUAAAACUUCCUUUCACGCUCCUUACCUCUCCCGCCUGGUCAGAUGUGGGCGUUGGAGCCAGGUGACCUCAGUUCGAAUCCUUGCUCUGCUGCUUUCCUAACUGUGUGAUUUGGGCAAGAUACUUAGCCUCUCUGAGCUUUGGUCUCCUUGUCUGAACAAGGGGGAUAAUGAUAGCACCCACCUCUUAGGUAAUGCCUGAGUUAAGACAGGGAACAGACAGCAUCUGGCACUUAGUCAAAUUCUUUGUAAGUAUUACUUGCUGCUGUUGUGAUUCAAAUUGAAUCACAGAAAUCUCCCCAAAUCCAGAACAACCACCCUGUUCAAACACCCUCAGUGGCUCCCUAGUGCCUCUCAGGCCUGCUGCGACCUGCUUCUGGCCUGCCCUCCCCCCUGUAGACUGUAAACUGAAAGUGCCUGGCCCCGGCCACACGGUCGACUGCCUCAUGUUCCUUCCUCUACACGGAGCUACUUUUCCCCUUCUUUGCCUCAGCAGGUGCUAACCAUCUUUUAAACUCAAAUCAAAGGGCCAAAUCAUAGGGCCAAACACUUGAUUGCUUGACCCAGGCAAUAACAUUCAACCACUGUGCUGAGAAGGAGAGGUCUACCAGGGCUGGAGCAGUCAGGGAGGCUUCCUGGAGGAAGGAGGAAUGAAGUGGGCCUUGAAGGAUAGGAAGAAUGUGGGUGAGAAAGAAGAGGGGUCCAGGUCCAGCUGGCCCACUCUGUUUCUCCCAUGUUUUCCCCUGGGAGCCCCCUGUCUCCUUCAGCGCUGUAACCUCAGAGCUUGGCACGGGGCUGGCACACCAUGAGGGGCGUGAAAACCCUGGAGUGACCCUGAGAAGGGAAGUGCCCUCCUGCCACCCCAGCGUGCUGUCCGGCGUCCUCCACGCCUGCCUGGCUGUGCUGUCGAUCCUUGUGCUGCUGAUGCUGGCUGUGCUUGUGAGGCGCCGCCAGCUCUGGCCCCGCUGCGGGCACGGCAGGCCUGGACUGCCCAGCCCUGUGGAUUUCUUGGCUGGGGACAGGACCUGGAUGGUGCCUGCCGCUGUCUUCAUGGUCCUCCUCAGCUCCUUGUGUUUGCUGUUCCCCGCCGAGGACCCGCUGCCCUUCCUGACUUUGGCCUCACCCACUAGCCGAGAUGGAGAAAGUGAGGCUCCCAGAGGGCCCUGGAAGAUACUCGCCCUGCUCUAUUACCCUGCCCUCUACUACCCUCUGGCCGCCUGUGCCACGGUCAGGCACGGAGCCGCACACCUGCUGGGCAGCACACUGUCCUGGGCUCACUUCGGGGUCCAGGUGUGGCAGAGGGUAGAGUGCCCCCAGGCACCCAAGGGGCCUGUGCCCAAAGCCCAGGAACGAAGGAACAUAGAAAGCGGGUGUCCCCGGUUUCAGACCCCAUUGCAAGGAGGAGGGGAUUACAUAGCUUCUUCUCUUGGCUCCUCCCAGGGCUGUGGGAGUCCGGGAACCCAGGGGAGGAUCUACAAGUACUACUCCCUGCUGGCUUCCCUGCCUCUGCUUCUGGGCCUCGGAUUCCUGAGCAUUUGGUACCCGGUGCAGCUGGUGAGAAGCUUCAGCCACAGGACAGGAGCGGGCUCUGAGGGGCUGCAGAGCAGUUACUCUGAGGAAUAUCUGAGGACCCUCCUUUGCCGAAAGAAGCUGGAAAGUAGCUCCCACACCUCCAAGCACGGCUUCCUGUCCCGGGUCUGGAUCUGCUACGGAAACUACAUCUACACUCCACAGCGAGGAUUCCGACUCCCUCUGAAGCUGGUGCUUUCAGCGACCUUGACGGGGACAGCCAUCUACCAGGUGGCCCUGCUGCUGCUGGUGGGCGUGGUACCCACCAUCCAGAAGGUGAGGGCGGGGAUCACCACGGACGCCUCCUACCUACUGGCCGGCUUUGGGAUCGUGCUCUCAGAGGACAGGCAGGAAGUGGUGGGGCUGGUGAAGCAUCAGCUGUGGGCUCUGGAAGUUUGCUACAUCUCGGCCUUGGUCCUGUCGUGCUCACUCACCUUCCUCAUGCUGAUCCGCUCACUGGUGACACACAGGGUCAACCUGCAAGCUCUGUACCGAGGGGCUGCCCUGGACCUGGGCCCCCUGCCCCGGAGUCCCCACCCCUCCCGCCAGGCCAUAUUCUGUUGGAUGAGCUUCAGUGCCUACCAGACUGCUUUUACCUGCCUUGGGCUCCUGGUGCAACAGAUCAUCUUCUUCUUGGGGAUCAUGGUCCUUGCCUUCCUGGUGUUCAUGCCCGUGCUCCACGGCAGGAACCUCCUGCUCCUCCGAUCCUUGGAGUCCUCAUGGCCCUUCUGGCUGACCUUGGUCUUGGCCGUGGUCCUGCAGAACAUGGCAGCCCACUGGAUCUUCCUAGAGACUCGCCAUGGACACCCAGAGCUAACCAACCGGCGAGCGCUCUCCGCAGUCACGUUCUUUCUCUUCCCCAUCAACGUGCUGGUGGGCGCCGUGGUGGCUGCCUGGCGAGUGCUCCUCUCUGCCCUCUACAAUGCUGUCCACCUUGGCCAGAUGGACUUCAGCCUGCUGCCACCUCGAGCCGCCAAUCUCGACCCCGGCUACCACACAUACUGCAGCUUCUUGAAGAUCGAGGCCAGCCAGUUGCAUCCAGCCACGACAGCGUUCUGUGAUCUGCUUCUGCGAACACAGCGGCCCCAGCCUCUCCGGGGCCCCCAAGAUGGCCUCAGACACGGGGAGGAAGAAGAAGGGAUACAGCUGCUGCAGACCAAGGACCCCAUGGCCAGAGGAGCAGGGCCCAGGGCCCGCCAAGGCAGGGCCCGCUGGGGCCUGGCCUACACCCUGCUGCACAACCCGGCCCUGCAGGCCUUCCGGAAGACGGCCCUGUCGGGGGCCUAGGUCAACGGAGCCCAGCCCCGAGGGUGCGGGAAGCCACCGUGUCCUUGUUUGUGCUGGGGUCCUCCCCUCCUCCCAGCCCACUCCCUCCCCAGUGUCCCCAGCGUCCCCCCCCCCCCCCCCCCCCCAGCCAGGGCAGCCUCUCUGACAGCAAGUUCCCUGGAUCAGCGACCAGCACCAGAAGCCAGGGGUCGCUGUGGUUGGAUGGAGGUCUGCCCACACCAGGAGCUUCCCGAGGGCUCUGGUCUGUACCCUUCGUCUUGGGAAGCCAGCAAGGGCUCCAGAGGAAGUAAUUGGUGGUGUAGGCUCUUGGUCUGGGAGCCAGUGGAACCGGGAGGCCACAUCCAGGCCCCUCCCCAUGCUGGCAAUGCCACCAGCCUCAGCCUCACUGCGGUCUUCUCCUGCCUGGCCUUGGUGAGGUUCAGCCCAGAACAGCUUCACGUUCCAGCUCAGCCCCACCUCAGCCUUGGAUCUCACCACCACGGAACCAGACACAGGGCUUCCUCUCUCCUCCAGCUUCCCCCUCUCCUCUUGGGGGGGCCUCGUGCCUUCCUGCGAGGCAGCCCAGGAGGAAGCCAUGGGCUCCUACUGGGCAGCAAAGUAAUGGCUCAAAGCAGGCCCCACACCGAGCUGGCCACACUUGAGAGCCUGAUAUUUUUGCAAUUGGUAUGCCUUUAGAUAUUAUGAAAGAGGUUAGUGUGCUCCCUGUAAUAAACUUGUCCCUGAGAAACAGUCCUCCGUAGGAGGAGGGUACGUGGGGGAAAACUGCC
Molecule: messenger RNA, 5749 nt
Organism: Acinonyx jubatus (cheetah)
Lineage: Eukaryota; Metazoa; Chordata; Mammalia; Carnivora; Felidae
Gene: STRA6
Product: signaling receptor and transporter of retinol STRA6
Exons: 21
Coding region: 2805-4982 (725 amino acids)
Biological process (GO): vitamin A import into cell
Cellular component (GO): plasma membrane
Molecular function (GO): retinol transmembrane transporter activity; signaling receptor activity
Source: RefSeq, a predicted model, not a curated record